Tachyglossus aculeatus (Australian echidna) is the source of this 1233-nucleotide messenger RNA. It is a transcript of the gene PPP1R8, whose product is annotated as protein phosphatase 1 regulatory subunit 8. Bases 22 to 1077 code for a protein of 351 amino acids. The record is from RefSeq and is a predicted model, not a curated record. Lineage: Eukaryota; Metazoa; Chordata; Mammalia; Monotremata; Tachyglossidae. Gene Ontology annotation, molecular function: protein binding; protein serine/threonine phosphatase inhibitor activity; mRNA binding. Gene Ontology annotation, cellular component: nuclear speck. The transcript has 7 exons.
AAUGGGAGGGGGAGACGCAAGAUGGCGGCAGCCGCCAACUCGGCCUCGAGCCUCCCGCUCUUCGACUGCCCGAGCUGGGCAGGUAAACCUCCGCCCGGAUUACAUCUGGAUGUAGUCAAAGGAGACAAGCUAAUUGAGAAACUGAUCAUUGACGAGAAGAAGUAUUACCUGUUUGGGAGGAAUCCGGACCUGUGCGACUUCACCAUCGACCACCAGUCUUGCUCGCGGGUCCACGCCGCCCUGGUCUACCACAAGCACCUCAAGAGAGUUUUCCUCAUAGACCUCAACAGCACACACGGCACCUUCUUGGGACACAUCCGGCUGGAGCCCCACAAGCCCCAGCAGAUCCCCAUCGACUCCACCGUGUCGUUCGGCGCCUCCACGCGGGCCUACACGCUGCGCGAGAAGCCGCAGACGUUGCCCUCGGCCGCCAAAGGGGAUGAGAAGAUGAGCGGAGAGGACGACGAGCUCAAGGGGCUUCUAGGCCUCCCGGAAGAGGAGACGGAGCUUGACAAUCUGACUGAGUUCAACACGGCCCACAACAAGAGGAUCUCCACCCUGACCAUCGAAGAGGGGAACCUGGAUAUCCAGAGACCCAAGCGGAAACGGAAGAACUCACGGGUCACCUUCAGCGAGGACGAUGAGAUCAUUAACCCAGAGGACGUGGACCCCUCGGUCGGGCGCUUCAGAAACAUGGUCCAGACGGCGGUAGUUCCCGUCAAGAAGAAGCGCCUGGAAGGCCCGGGCUCACUAAGCCUGGAUGAGUCCGUUAGCCGGCGCCUGCAGAGCUUCCCGUUCAGCGGGGGGCUGUACGGAGGCCUCCCACCGACGCACAGCGAGGCCGGGGCUCAGGCUCACGGCGGUCACGGGACCGCGCUCAUCGGCGGCCUGCCCAUGCCCUACCCCAACUUGGCCCCCGAGGUGGACCUGUCCCCCGUGGCCCCCUCCGCUGGGGCCGCGCACCCAACCCCCAGCCCUGCCGUCUUUACCGCCGAUGUGCUUAACGAGCCCAAGAAGAAGAAAUACGCCAAGGAGGCCUGGCCCGGCAAGAAGCCCAUGCCCUCCUUACUCAUCUGAUAUUUUGGGUCGCGGAGGGUGAGGGACCGAUAAAACUUUGUGCGCGCGAUGCCACCCCUCGCCAGGGCUCGGCUCGGGCCCCCCCGCCGCCCUGUGGCACUCGGUCUGUGCCCUGGCAGCCAGCCGGCCCCCCCCUCCCCAACCCGUCCUGGCCGC